GGUUGCCUAACGAUGUCACAAAAGGAAAAAGAUAACGUUGCCAUCGUUUAUGAAAGCAGGGAGUCAGAAACAGAUCCUGCUGCUGUCACUAACUGUGUGCAAACCGAGGAGCAGCUUAGUUGCUUGGGGAGGCCUAAUCACGGCCAUGACGUCCGGGCUAUAUGUGGCGCUCACUGGUAUUGGAGCAGGUGGAGGAAAACCUGAAUCGCAGGCUGUCUCAUCAAUUGGGGUGUCGCUUGGAGACGCAACAUGGAUUUUCUCUUCGUUUGCAGCAGGGAUCUUGAUGAAUAAAAUUCGUCCAAGGUUCACGCUAAUGCUAGGUGCAGCUGGGUUUUCGCUGUAUGUGGCAGGAUACUGGUAUUUUGAUGUCAAAGGUCAAAAGUGGUUUCCUAUCACAGCUGGUACUCUUUCUGGUUGCGUUUCCGGAUUUUUGUGGGCCACACAGAACUUCUUAAUCGCUUGCUAUGCAAAAGAAAACGAAAAGGGCACGUACGUGGCUCUCAAUCAUAUUGUUUUUGUUUGUGGUGGUGUCAUAGGCUCAAUGAUUGCCGUGUGCUUAAACAGAAACGUUGUGGAGGGUAACAGGGGCGUGGUCUGGGAGCUGUACCUAAUCUUUGUGAUUGUGAACGUGACAGCAGUCGUAUUCGCCUAUUUCACCGCAGACCCAGACGACGUGCGUAGAAACGAUGGAUCCAAGAUAGCUGUGUUUAAACCUCCAACCGUUAAGCAGGCAGUGCUGAACAUGUUGAACGCAUUCAAAGAGGUGCGUAUCCUGCUGAUGAUAACACCGCUGUUUGUGGCCGAGUGCCUCUUUCCUUUCUUCUCGUCGUUGAACUCACACAUGUUCACUACACGUGCACGCACACUUAACAAUAUGUUUUUCUGGUUUGCACAGAUUCCCGGGCCUGGGUGUUUGGCUGGUUGACCGAUCGAAAGGGGAUGGGAAGACGAGGCAGGGGAUAUUUAGGUCUGUUUGUGACUUUUUUGUUUGUGAACGGAGCGUUCAUUGGAGUUGCAGCCAUGAUGGGCACUUGGGGUCUUGAAAAGUUUGACCGGGCUGUUCCCCUUUACAUUGACUGGAAGGAGAAGAAAUUUGGAGGGCUUUUUGUUUGGUACUUCAUUGCGGGUUUCUCGUAUUCUCUGGUCAUGAGCAUGCGUGUGUGGAUCACCGGCUCAUUUUCAAACGAUCCCCAGAAGCAGGCACCAUACGCUGGCAUCAUCCCCAUGUUCCAGGCCUUGGGUGUGACCGUUGGGUUCGGCAUUGACGCGGCCUCUGUCCCGUACCUAAAUAUCAUGUGCUGCUGGUGGAUUUUGUACGUCGUCGGCAUGGCCCUGGAAUUUGUGGUUAUCAGAUACCACAUUGCCGAUACCGACUACUUUAAGGAAGAGGAUGUUGUCGUGCCGGC
This is a messenger RNA of Ogataea polymorpha, 1406 nucleotides long. RefSeq lists its product as uncharacterized. The coding region runs from base 50 to 925 and encodes 291 amino acids. Gene Ontology annotation, biological process: transmembrane transport. The record is from RefSeq and is a predicted model, not a curated record. Gene Ontology annotation, molecular function: transmembrane transporter activity. The transcript is spliced from 2 exons. Lineage: Eukaryota; Fungi; Ascomycota; Pichiomycetes; Pichiales; Pichiaceae.